GUGGAGGUACCACGGGACGGCGGCGGUGGCGGCGGUGGCGGCGGUGGCGGCGGGGCCCGCGUCGCUGUGAUCGCGGCCGGGGCGGGCGGCGGCUGCAGCGGGGCCCGAUGGCAGCCCCGUUGGCGCUGCUGGCCCUCGGCCUCGUGACCACCACUGGUGUCUUGGCCCUGGAGGUCUACACGCCCAAGGAAAUCUACGUGGCCAAUGGGACGCAGGGGAAGCUGCCGUGCAAGUUCAAGUCCGUGAAUAUGACGGGCACCUUGACCUCGGUCACCUGGAGCUUCCAGCCGGAGGGGACGUUCUCCAGUGUGUCGUUCUUCCACUACUCUCAAGGACAAGGGUACUUCGGGAACUACGCGCCCUUCAAGGGCCGAAUCAGCUGGGCCGGAGACUUGGACAAGAAGGACGCGUCCAUCAGCAUAGAGAACAUGCAGUUCAUCCACAACGGCACCUACAUCUGCGACGUCAAGAACCCCCCCGACAUAGUGGCGCAGCCCGGACACAUCCGGCUAUAUGUGGUGGAGAAAGAGAGCCUGCCCGUGUUCCCCGUCUGGGUGGUGGUGGGCAUCGUGUCGGCCGUGGUGCUGGGCCUCACGCUCCUUGCCGCCCUCGUCUUGCUGGUGCUGCACCGGAAGGGGAGCUUCAAGCGCGACUACGCCGGCUGCAGCACCUCCGAGGCUCUCUCGCCAGUUAAACAGGCCCCGAGGAAGUCCCCCUCGGACACGGAGGGGCUGGUUAAGAGCCUGCCCGCCGCAUCCCACCAGGGCCCGGUCAUUUACGCGCAGCUAGAACACUCAGGAGGUCACUGCAGCGACAAGAUCAACAAGUCCGAGUCGGUGGUGUAUGCGGACAUCCGGAAAAACUGAGGGGCGCCCCGACCCCCGACACUCUUGAGAUGCAGAUCCCGACUGGGGCUGGCACGGGGCCCCCCUGAGCAGGUCCUGAUUGCACCUUCCAGCAACGUCUCCGUGUGCCCUGAGAGAAUCCCACCCUGGGGCCCCUCACAGAGAGCCAGGGGUCCCCUCCACCCACCCGGCCAACCGGCCCCGGAGACCCCUCCUGGGCUGGGCGUUCUUUCCCGGCUUGUCUGGCACCGCGUGGGACCCCCCGCCGGGAGAUCGUUUUUAUUAUCGUGGCUUUAAAAGCUCCCCUUCCCACCACCCCCUCCCCCCAACUCCCUGGAGUGGCUAAAGGGCGGGUGGGGGUCUCCGCCUCACGCUACCCCGGUCGCCCAGGACUUGGGGUUUUUUAUUGCAGAUGGCAGACUCGGUGCUGAUUAUUAUUGUCGUUUUCUUUUGGGGGGGUCACACCCGGCGUUGCGCCGGGGUUCUCCUGGCUCUGCGCUCAGGAAUCACUCCUGGAGGCGCUGGGGUGCUGGGAAUCGAACCCAGGUCGGCCGCGUGCCAGGCAGACGCCCUCCCCGCGGUGCCAUCGCUCUGGCCCCCGGUGCUAAUUAUUAAAUCUACGCGGUCGCCUCUCUGAUUUUUUCUGGGUGAUUCUGUUCGAAGAGGGUCUGCCCCUCCCCACUCCCUGGUGUUGAAAGGACAUGCCCUGGGGGUCAGGGGUGGCAGAGAAUGUGGAUGGGGGGCAUGAUACCCCCCGCCGGAAGGAAGUGACCAGGGGCUUCUGAGGGACCCCGGGGUGUUGACCCCAGUAGGCUGACCACCCCGGCAGCAGCCGUCAGGAAUCCAAACCCCCCCCCAAACUUCCCAGCCAGGGGAGUAGUACCCAUCCCCAGCACCCCCCCAAAAGAAAAACAGAUCUCCCAAACUGUGUCGGUGUACCCCAAGCCUUGUGUAUCCUGCAGACAUGAGGGCGCUUUCUUUCUUCUGUCACAUCACGUCGAGCAAGAAGAGUAAAAGUGGACCUUUCUCCAGAAACGAA
Messenger RNA from Sorex araneus (European shrew), 1884 nucleotides. RefSeq names its product myelin protein zero like 1 (gene MPZL1). Gene Ontology annotation, cellular component: cell surface; membrane; focal adhesion. NCBI's taxonomy places the organism in Eukaryota, Metazoa, Chordata, Mammalia, Eulipotyphla, Soricidae. The record is from RefSeq and is a predicted model, not a curated record. Bases 108 to 866 code for a protein of 252 amino acids. The transcript has 6 exons.